UACUUCACCUGGUGCAGAGCUGGAGCUUCCUGAGAUGCCUGACCUGGUUCACUUCCUGAUAUCUCCAUGUGCACUGAAGCUAAUCUCUGACCCACUGAAAGUGGGCUAAAAAGUUCAUCAAUAUUCACAAUUUUUACUUAUUUAUUUGAUACAUUUGGGUGUUUUGGAUAGAGAAAGGGACACAAUGGGAAAUGUGGGUCAGAAGAUGUUCAGGACCUGCAACAAACAUUCAAGAGAUAUCAUCAUGACUUGCAUCCCAAGCAAAAGAACAUCAAAUGAUGAUGUGGAGAGGCAUCCAUCUAACAUCGAGACAGCAGCACAGAUGGACAACAUCCAACAUUUGCCCUGUACUCCUAAAACUCAUGCUGCAGGGGCGGCUAGAGAGUACACUCACCAUGUGAUGGAGAGAGCACACCAUGGAGGGGGAUGGCUCCUUUCUGGCAUCAUCUGCAUCAACAUCCUGAUCCUGGGCUUGGCUCUGGUCAGCGGCAGUGCCUUUAACAGCGUGGCCAUCUCUGCUGUGCACAGACAAAUCUUCCUCAUCAUCCUUCUCCUCCUCACGAUGUUGUGGAUGUUGUUUUAUUCUGCCAUCACUUCUCGGAAAGAACAAGCGAUUGAGUUUAAAGAUAAUCAUGCUGGGCCCGUGUGGCUCCGAGCUGGACUCUUGCUUUUUGGGCUUCUGAGUCUCCUCAUGGACAUUUUCAAGAUCGCCACCUAUGUGGGCUACCUUCACUGUGACUCUGCAGUUAAAGUGGCAUUCCCUGUUGUGCAAGCAGUUUUUUUAAUGUUGCAGACAUACUUCUUGUGGGCACAUGCAAAGGACUGUGUACAGAAACACAAGAACUUCACAAGGUGUGGUCUCACUGUCGCGCUUUCGACUAACCUGGUGGUGUGGAUGGCAGCCGUGACGGAGGAAUCCCUUCACCAAACUGAGAUUCCUGACCUUUAUGUAAAUGUCUCACACAAGAUGUACAGAGCCAAUUAUGGUGGAAAGAAGUGCAAAUGCAGCCACUCUGCGUGUGACACCUUCAAAGAGGCCUUCUACUUCUUGUACCCCUUCAACAUUGAGUACUGCCUCUUUGCUUCAGCCAUAGUCUAUGUGAUGUGGAAAAACGUUGGCCGACUCGUCGAAGAUCACUGCAUCCAUCAUGUGAAGUUCCGUCCCAAAGAGGUGUGUCUUGGACCUCUGGUGGGAGUAAUCCUGGUGGUGGCUGGACUUGUAACGUUCAUACUGUAUGAGGUGGACAUACUAAAAGAGGACGAGGAGAAGAGGAACAGAGCCCUGCUGAUUCAUUUCACCAUGAAUAUUGUGAUAGUGAGCCUGAUGUGCCUCUCCACCGUGAUUGGCUGCAUCAUCUACAGGCUGGACUACAGGGAGCAUGUGUCCGAGAAGAACCCCACUCGCAGCCUGGACGUAGGGCUGCUGGUCUUCGCCUCAAUGGGCCAGUUUGUCAUCAGCUAUUUCAGCAUCAUAGCUAUGGUGGCGACAGGAGCUAGAGGAUACCUAAACGCCCUCAACCUUGCCUGGGCUGUCCUGACCGUGCUCCAGAUCGGCCUGCAAAACUACUUCAUCAUCGAAGGCCUCAAUCGCGAACCUUUUCACGCCAUCAUGGAAGCAGCUCUGCACACAAACGCUCACUCCUUCCAGGAACAUGUAGAUAUGAGCAGUAUUAACGAGGGCAAAAGGUCCAGCUACUUUUUGCAUUUAAGCAACGGCAAACCAAACUGGAAGAGGAGAGUGCUGAAGGAAGUUUGUGCCUUUCUGCUUCUUGCCAAUAUCACGCUUUGGAUCCAGCCUGCCUUUGGUGCUCGUCCCCAGUUUGACCACCCCACGGAGAUUAAGUUCUACAGAUUCACCAUGUGGGCUGCCAUUGUCAAUAUUGGACUUCCCUUUGGUAUCUUCCACCGUAUGCACUCUGUGGCCAGUCUCUUUGAGGUGUACUCACUUUCUUAGAUGGAGUUGUUGUUUUUAGAAUAAAGAUGAGUUCAGUAGGGAGUUACCAAAUUCUAUUUUUUGCAUUAAAUGUGUUAAUUUUUUUAAUUAAAAUAUUGUGAAAUAGAA
This is a messenger RNA of Cheilinus undulatus (humphead wrasse), 2062 nucleotides long. RefSeq names its product proton channel OTOP2-like. Gene Ontology annotation, biological process: proton transmembrane transport. Gene Ontology annotation, molecular function: proton channel activity. The transcript is spliced from 7 exons. Bases 185 to 1954 code for a protein of 589 amino acids. Gene Ontology annotation, cellular component: membrane. The record is from RefSeq and is a predicted model, not a curated record. Lineage: Eukaryota; Metazoa; Chordata; Actinopteri; Labriformes; Labridae.